Molecule: messenger RNA, 1629 nt
Organism: Schizosaccharomyces octosporus yFS286
Lineage: Eukaryota; Fungi; Ascomycota; Schizosaccharomycetes; Schizosaccharomycetales; Schizosaccharomycetaceae
Product: usp family protein
Exons: 1
Coding region: 534-1460 (308 amino acids)
Source: RefSeq, a predicted model, not a curated record
CUUCACUUUUAAACUAAUUUAUCUUCAGUAGUUGUCAGUAAUUCAUACAGACAAGAAUCUUAAAAAUCAGUGAACGUCCAUCAUGCCUACAAAUAUCUUGUGUAAACCGCAAUCCAAUGUUAUAAAGAGCUUUCGAAAAUAGCGGAAGUUGUAACUUCCGCUUUACUGAUUUCUUAUACAUAUGGAAGUUUUGAUGGCCUCACUUUCGACUACAUCAGUUUUCUACCUAUACUUUAUACCAAAACAGAACCAAGACAAAGGCACAACUUGAACGUUUUUUCUGAAUUAAAAUCGAAAAAUUAUUGUGCUAAUUGUGUUUACUUAUAAACCCUGAUAAACAAACCAAUCCAUAGUACCUCAGCUUUUUGAAUAGUGUUGAUUUGUUACCUUCUGUUCAACUUCGUCUACUUAGCUGAGUAUAAAGAAACAGAAUUUGAUUAAUACUACUCUUUCAAUUGAUUAUACCAGGGCUUAUACUCUCAUCCUUUAUCGUUUAACCGUUUCAAGCGAUCCUUCCAUCCAAAAAACAUUGAAUGUCUGAAGACCAGUCUAAUAGCAAUGGAAAUGCUAAAGAAGGAAUUUCCUUCGGGAAUCUUCCUCGUCCUGAACCAAAAGAAAAAAAUAAACUUACAAUAUCAACCAAUGUUCAGCGACAAGCUCACUCGGAGCCUGUAACACCUGUUACUAGAAGCUCUAGGUCUUCAAUGGACAAGCCGAUUGUUCGUCCUGUUGCUAAGAACUCUGUGACAUUUGCUGCCGCUCAGGGUGCUGGUUUCAUACAGCCGCAAUUUGAGGAAUACCCAUAUAACCGAGCCCACAGCUUAGCUUCUCCUCCACCUAGUCCGCAUUUUCUUAAAAGAAUUUCGUUUGAUACAUUCAACAACAAAGCUGCAUCGGAGUUUUCUCUAACUUUGAAAACCCAACAUCGAGCUUACACAUGGACUCGGGCGUCUCGGACGUUUUUAUGUGGUAUGGAUGGAAAUCUGUACUCAGAAUUUGCAGUAGAGUACUUGUUUGAAUCUCUUCUAUCAGACAACGACGAGGUCGUUAUUUUGCGAGUCAUCGAUCCUUCUUCCAAAAUGGCGGAAGAGUUAUCAGACGAAAACUCUUAUCGCCAAAUGGCAGAAAACGUAAUGGCAACUUUAUUAAAAAAAAUUGACGAAGAGAAAGCUGUAUCUAUCAUAGUCGAACUUGUCGUUGGAAAGCCUCAGGAUAUGAUUCUCCGAACUAUUCAUACUUAUUCACCGGACAGCUUGAUCGUGGGUACCAGGGGAAAGCCUCUGAAUAGUUUUCAAUCCCUCUUAUCCAGUGGAAGCGUUUCCAAAUUCUGUUUACAAAGAAGCCCCAUUCCUGUAAUUGUAGUUCGACCUGACAGAAAGAGGAUGCGUUCAAAAAAUAAACGCCUUAAAGAUAAGACAAGGAAAUCCUAUAUGGAAAUUCUUGAAAAGAGCGGACGUUAACAUGAACUUCCUACGACUACUGCUUGUUUAACUUCUCACAACUAAUGACUUUUAUAACAUUCUCAAACGCUUACAUUAUUUUUUAUUUUAUUCACUGCCGGUUUUUUGAUAUAAUGCGGACAAAUUUUAUUUGAUGCUCUUUGGUAAAUGUAUGAGAAAUGACAUUCAC